AUAAUGGCAAGGUGGAAGUUGGAAAAGAUAGGGGGUUAAAGAAACAAGACUCAACUACUCUCAACACAUAAGCGUUGAAUUCGUGUGCUCCCAUCGUUUGCUUGUUUCACAAAUCCCUUUUCACUAUGUGGUUUUCUUUCCAUACAUGUUGAUGCAAAUUCACGUUUAUAUGUUUAACACAAUUUUAAGCAAUCUACAACAAUGAUGCAAUCUGAGUCUCCCGUCAGUAGCCGCGGUGGCUCUGACGGAAGAUCCACUUUCAGCCGGAUGCUAGACCAUCCGGCUGAUCAUUCCAAUGACAGUUACGGAGUUGGAGGAGCAAUGCUCCCUAUAUUCCUCAACGAUCUACGUCGAAACAACAAUGAUCAAGAUUUAGUAGAAGUCACGUUAGAACUCGAAGAUGAUUCGGUCAUUUUAUGCAGUGUGACCCCGACCGCUAACCAUUCAAACCAUCAUCAUCAUCAACAUGUUCCUUCACAGUCGUCUCCAGCUGGGGCGGCCUCCAGGCUUCGUAGGAAGUUUUCGUGGCUGACGUCUUCUUCAUCGCGAGCUUCUUCUUCGGAUGCAAGUGUGGACCGGGUGAUCACGUCUAGAGAUGCUAGAAAAUUGAAAGCUAAACUGAUUCGCACGAAAUCUAGCGCGCAAAGAGCGCUAGGUGGUCUUCGGUUUAUAAGUAAAACUACAAACACCGAUGUUAACGAGUUGUGGAAAAACGUUGAGGCACGGUUUGCGUGUCUGGCUAAAGAUGAUGGAUUAUUAGCUCGAGAAGAUUUCGCUGAAUGCAUAGGAAUGGCGGAUUCGAAGGAGUUUGCGUUGGGCGUAUUCGAUGCGUUGGCGCGAAGAAGACAGCAGAAAUUGGGGAAGAUCACGAAAGCGGAGCUUCACGAUUUUUGGUUACAGAUUUCCGACCAGAGUUUUGACGCUCGUCUGCAGAUAUUCUUCGACAUGGCCGACAGCAACGAAGAUGGAAGAAUCACAAGGGAUGAGAUACAAGAGCUGCUAGUGCUUAGUGCUGCAGCAAACAGAUUGUCAAAGUUGAAAGAACAAGCAGAGGAAUACGCUUCUUUGAUUAUGGAAGAAUUAGACCCCGAAAAUCUUGGCUAUAUUGAGUUAUGGCAGUUGGAAACGCUUCUACUACAAAGGGAAGCUUACAUGAACUACAGUAGACCUCUGAGCAUAGCAAGCGGCGGGUGGAGUCAAAAUUUGAAUUCACUGAAACCUAAAAGCGUUGUUCAUAGGCUAACUCAUUUUGUAAAGUCGGGUUUGGUGGAAAACUGGCAAAGAAGUUGGAUUUUACUGCUAUGGUUUUUAACCAUGGCUUGUUUAUUUACAUGGAAAUUUAAGCAGUAUAGGAACAAGGCUGCUUUUCAUGUCAUGGGCUAUUGUUUGACCACUGCUAAAGGGGCUGCUGAAACCCUCAAACUCAAUAUGGCUCUUAUUCUUUUACCCGUUUGUAGAAACAUGUUAACGUUCCUAAGGUCUACCCGAGCGCGAUUGUUCAUCCCUUUUGAUGACAAUAUCAACUUUCACAAGGUAAUUGCUUUUGCAAUAGCUGUUGGCAUCGGUUUGCACGCUGGAAAUCAUAUGAUUUGCGAUUUUCCUCGGUUGGUAAACUCUUCACCAGAAAAGUUUGCUCUUAUAGCAUCAGAUUUCCAUAACAAGAAGCCGACAUACAAGGAACUAAUUGUCGGUGUGGAAGGCAUGACUGGAAUUUCAAUGCUGAUAUUAAUGGCCUUUGCGUUCACCUUAGCUUCGCGAUAUUUCAGAAAAAAUGUUUUGAAGCUGCCAUCACCUUUCAACCGGUUAACUGGAUUCAAUGCAUUCUGGUUUUCACAUCAUCUUUUUGGUUUGGUGUACAUACUGCUUUUGGUUCAUGGAUCAUUCUUGUUUUUGGUUCAUAACUGGACUCAAAAAACCACGUGGAUGUACAUCUCGGUUCCAAUUUUAAUAUACGCAGCUGAGAGAAGUCUACGAACAGGACGUUCAGAACACUACUCCCCUAAAAUCAUGAAGGUUUCCAUCCUACCAGGAGAUGUAUUCAGCAUAAUUAUGUCAAAACCGAGUGGAUUUAGAUACCGGAGUGGACAGUACAUAUUUCUGCAAUGCCCUUCAAUCUCUCCAUUUGAAUGGCAUCCGUUUUCAUUGACUUCAUCACCAGGAGACGAUUACUUGAGCGUUCACAUCCGGACAGUUGGAGACUGGACCCAAGAGUUGAAGCAAGUAUUAACCAAUGAUACUGGUUCUUCAUGUACGAUUGGUCGAGCCAAAUUUAGGAAGCUAGGGGAAGUGGAUUCAAAAGGUUUACCAAAGCUACUGUUGGACGGACCUUACGGUGCACCAGCGCAAGAUUACAGGAACUAUGACGUGUUACUUCUUGUUGGGCUAGGAAUUGGAGCUACUCCUUUUAUAAGUAUUCUUAGAGAUUUACUAAACAAUAAUCGGGCAGUAGAAGACCAAACAGAUUCAAACACAGAAACGAGUAUGUCAGGGGAUAGUCUUACGAGUAUAGCAUCUUCAAGUAUCGCAUCGUCAAAUGAAAAGAAGAAACCAAGAAGGACUAAAAGUGCAAAUUUCUAUUGGGUCACUAGGGAGCCCGGCUCGUUUGAAUGGUUUAAAGGAGUCAUGAAUGAAGUUGCGGAAAUUGAUCACAAAGGUCAAAUCGAGAUGCACAAUUAUCUUACAAGUGUUUAUGAGGAAGGUGAUGCAAGAUCAACUUUGAUCACUAUGGUUCAAGCACUUACUCAUGCCAAACAUGGAGUUGACAUCCUAUCUGGCACUAGAGUAAGGACACAUUUUGCUAGGCCGAAUUGGAGAGAGGUGUUUGGGAAGGUAGCAUCGAAACAUCCGAAUACAACCAUAGGAGUGUUCUAUUGUGGGAUGCCAGUGUUGGCUAAGGAGCUAAGGAAACUAUCAUAUGAGAUGAGCCAGAAGACAUCGACACGAUUUGAGUUCCACAAGGAGUACUUCUGAACUAAAACAGUCCGUAUAAUGUUAUACAUACUUAUAUAUUUUUUUUUAUACAUUUGAAUUUAAAAGAAUGUAAAUUUGUACACCACGCAGCAGCUAGUGUAGGUAAACCUGUAUAAUUAGAGCAAUACAAUUAUAAGAAAGUGAGAAACCGAUAAUAUACUCCUUCCAUUUAGUUA
This is a messenger RNA of Helianthus annuus (common sunflower), 3146 nucleotides long. RefSeq names its product respiratory burst oxidase homolog protein E. NCBI's taxonomy places the organism in Eukaryota, Viridiplantae, Streptophyta, Magnoliopsida, Asterales, Asteraceae. Bases 202 to 2970 code for a protein of 922 amino acids. Gene Ontology annotation, molecular function: calcium ion binding; NAD(P)H oxidase H2O2-forming activity; peroxidase activity. The transcript has 13 exons. The record is from RefSeq and is a predicted model, not a curated record. Gene Ontology annotation, cellular component: plasma membrane.